AUGGAGUUCCCGAAAAUUUAUGUUGUGGCAGGAGCGUCGGAAGAGCCGACCGUAAUGGUGAAAAGAAGAGCCGUGACCAGCAGUUUUCUCAAAGAGGCUGCGUCCACGCCGGCUCAGCCGAGAACAACAGCGGCUCAGAGGGCCAAGAGGACAUUCCGUCAAAUCCCCGGGACUCUUCUCCGGUUACUUCCCUGCAUCACGUGGGUGGCAAACUAUGACGUCAAGAGGCAGCUUGUCCCCGAUGUAUUGGCUGGACUUUCCACCGGUGUGCUGCACGUGCCACAGGGCAUGGUGUCAGCCAUCAUCUCCGGCGUGGGUCCCGUGUACGGCCUGUACAGUUCUCUGUACCCGGCCCUUGUCUACGUGCUGCUGGGCUCGUCGCCCUACAUCUCCAUGGGGAUGUUCGCGGUGACGGCACUGAUGACGGCCAACGCUGUCAAGACGUUCGGGGUCCAAAGCAACACAACGGUUGGCAACGAGAGUUAUCCCGACUUCGGAGAUUCCCCGGCCGGUGUGGCCAUCACUGUCACGAUGAUGAGUGGGCUGAUCCAGAUCGCUCUGUGGCUACUGCGCCUGGACAGGCUAUCCGUCGUCAUCUCUCCCAUCAUGGCCGAAGGCUUCCUGGCCGGAGCUGCUUUCACAGUAGUCGCCACUCAAGUACCGUCCGUCUUCGACGCUUCCUACCAGUCAUCCAAGGGCGUCUUCGGCACAGUUCUGAGCCUGUACAGCCUGAUGGCGAACAUCCUUUCAAGCAACGUGGUCACAACGUCGAUGUCCCUGGUUGCGUUCGUCCUGCUGGGAGUAUCCAAGUUUGUAUUUGGCCGGAGGCUCAAGAGGGUUACCGCCAUUCCAUUGCCUGCGGACCUGAUUCUCGUGGCCGCUGGAGCGACGAUAUCGUACCUUCUCCACUUGCAUGAGAGUUACGAAGUGUCUGUCGUUGGCGUCAUCCCUUCAGGGUUCCCGGAUCCGCUGACGCCUUCGUGGAGGCACUCCUUGAGCGUGUUACCCGACGCGGCGGCCAUCGCCUUGGUACAGUUCGUAUCGGCAGUGUCCAUGGCAGAACUGCUGGGACGCAAACAGCGCCUGAACGUAGACGCAAGGCAGGAAAUGCUGGCGUACGGCGUGAGCAGCGUGGUAGGCUCCUUCUUCCAGUGCAUCCCGACGGGCUCUGCCGUCGCCCGGUCCAUCAUCCUCAAGGACGUCGGAGGACAGACACAGGUUUCAGGGCUGGUAUCCAGCGCCGUCGUGGCCGUCACACUCUACGCCUUCGCUCCACUUUUCGAGCCUCUACCAAAGUGCAUCUUGGGCGUUGUGAUCAUCGUGGCCCUUGUGCCCAUGUUACUCAAAGUGAAGAACCUGCCCAAGCUGUGGAAGACGAGCCGUUCCGACGCGGCGUUGUGGCUUCUGAGUUGCGUCAGCGUCAUCUUCCUCGAUGUCACCUACGGCCUGAUUGUGGGAAGCCUGCUGGGACUACUCAUCAUCUUCCUCAAGCUGAACAGUCACGAGGGUAUAUACUUACAAGCAUACAGCAGCGACAUAUUUCUGCCUUCGGGAUCACAUAUCUCUUGGCAUGACGGUAUUGUCAUAUUCCGAUUCGGAAGUCCACUGUGUUUUGCUAAUCACAAAAACAUCAUCUGCGGCUUCGAGGAAAUUUUCCGCGAGACUCAGCCUGAAAAGCCCCAGUUCAUAGAUGAAACCAAAAAUCUAAAAUCAGCGAAAGCCAUUGUUCUAGAUUGUUCUGCGAUCAGUUUCAUAGACUCUGUUGGCCUCGCUGCGCUGAACGUGGUUGUUGAAACAUGCCAUGUGAACAAAUGUCAGCUGUUUCUUGCGUCACUGCCAACUGGAACCCUGAGCAGCGUCCAGUCCCAGCCGGACCUGGCGUCAAGGAUAGGCGUCGGUCGCAUGGCUCCGACCAUCCAGGACGCGCUGGCCCUCGUCAAGAAGGAGCUGUCCGACUUGGAGACAAAACAUCGAUUGGACAUUCUUGUGUGACGUGGACAUUCGGCCACCAGCCUAGUUGCUUCUUACCUGCGACGCCUAAUCUACUUCACUCUGAGGAUUGCUCCCCUGCCGGCGUGCAUUCGCACUUCCGCUGACG
Ixodes scapularis (black-legged tick) is the source of this 2098-nucleotide messenger RNA. Its product is annotated as sulfate transporter-like. Bases 1 to 1992 code for a protein of 663 amino acids. Gene Ontology annotation, biological process: transmembrane transport. The record is from RefSeq and is a predicted model, not a curated record. NCBI's taxonomy places the organism in Eukaryota, Metazoa, Arthropoda, Arachnida, Ixodida, Ixodidae. Gene Ontology annotation, molecular function: oxalate transmembrane transporter activity; bicarbonate transmembrane transporter activity; secondary active sulfate transmembrane transporter activity. The transcript has 16 exons. Gene Ontology annotation, cellular component: membrane.